AUGUUAACAACAAAAACAAUAAAAACCUUUUUUAAUGGAGAGAACCCGUUAAAUAAAAAAAGAAAAAGAAAUGAUAAUGGUCAAGAUAAUGGUGAAGAGGGACAACAACAUCAGAAUAAUAAAAAACUUAAUAUUGGAUUUAAUAUUGGGGAGAAAUCAUUUUGGAAAAUUUGGAGAAAUUUAUAUCUUAGAAAUAUAAUAUUCAGAGUUUUAGAUAAACCAUUAGUAUUUAAAAAUAGAGAUGAAUUAUAUUUGGGUAAUAGAAUGAAAUUUGAAAAUUUAGUUUCAAUUGAUAUUAUGAUCUCAAAGAAUGCAUUGAACCUUUUGUCCGAUAAGAUAGAGUCACAUUAUCCAUUGGAUAUUACUAGUUUAUCAAUUUCCAAACUUUAUCAAUCAAAUAAAUAUUUAAAUAUUUUGGAAAGAUUAUAUAUUAAUUAUAAACUUCAAAUGGAUGAUAUUAGAGUAUGUUUAGUUGGAGCACCAAUUGAAAGUUUAAAAAUGUAUUAUAAAUGGCAUACAAAUAAUGGAGGUGUUAUCGGUAUAAUAAAUUAUAAUUCAAUUGGUGGUGUAAUUGAUAUAAUAUCUGAUAAAGAAAUUGUUGACAAUGCAAUUAUAUCAAUGAAUUUUCAAGUUCUAGAUUUUGUUCAAUUUAUACAUAAUCAAGUUGAUUCAUAUAUUAAUUCAUCAACAACAACAACAUCAUCAUCAUCAUUAUUAUCAAGUAAAAUCAAGAAACCAAUACCAUCAACAGGUUAUAAUGAAGAAUUAUUAAUUCAAAAUGCAUGUAAAUCAAAUGAUCCAGAGAAAAUGUUAAAAUAUAUUGAACAAGAAUUAGAAGUAAAUUUAGAAAUGUUAAUUAAAAAGUAUCCACAAAUUAAUCAUUACAAUAUUUUAAUGAAUGUUUUGGAUAAAUUAUCAUCCGAGAGAAUACCUUUAGUUUAUUAUUCUGCCAAUGAAGGUUGUUCAUAUGAUAAACCAUUUCAUUAUGUUUUCCCAUUCAAAUAUGAUGUGGAUAAUUUAAAAUGUUUGGUAUUGGAUACUGUACCAAAAAAGAAUGAACUUUUAAAUAGAAGAUUAACAAUCGAAGAGUUACUAGAGAAAUAUAAAUCUGGAUAUGAACAUAAGUAUUUCCCAUUCUUUAUAGAUUACUUUUUCAAACAAAACCAAGUCGAUAGAAUUAUACAUUAUCUUAAAUUCAGUAGAACCAUAUCAAUCAUUGGUGAUCAAUAUAAAACUUUAUAUAAUGAUAUGCAAAUUUUCUUUUAUGUUGAAACUAUUAGACAUUUCAAUUUAAUGGCAUUGGAGUAUGUUAUAGAGAGUAAUAUAUCAUUACACUUUUUAAACAAAGAAUCAGUUAUCGAACCAUUAUCAAUAAUCGUACCAACUGAUCAAGUAAUUCAAUUCCUAAAAAGAUUUACAUCACUAUAUGACGUUCAUUGUUACAUUGUAAAAUUAUUGUUCAUCUAUUAUCCAAUUGAAACUAUCGAAUCACUAUUGGAGAAUGUUCAAGAUUUUAAAAUAAAAUUUCAAAAAGAAAUAAACUCUGAAAGAAAUGAAACAUUUUGCUUUCUAUUAACAAGGGUUUCAAUGGAAAAGAUUAAUUUAUUAUUAAAAUUUAGAACUAAAAAAAUUGAAGAUAUUAAAACUAGAAAAUCAAAUACAAUCACAAGUAAAUCAAAUCAAGAUAAAAUAAAUAUUUUUAAUCAAAUUUGUAAUAAUGAUAUAAAUCAAAUUCUUACAAAUCAAUGUAAAAGAAAAUUUUUUAAUGACUUAAAUUUAUCAUCAAUGACAUUUAAUGAAACAAUUCAAUUAUAUCAAUCAAUAAAUUUUAAAUCAAUAUCACAUUUGGAAAAAUUUAGAAUUCAAUCAUUUUUAUUUAGAUCUUUUAUUUUAAAUAUUUAUGAAUCAAAUGAUUAUUUUUCAAUGGAUUUAUUAAUUUUAACUUUAAAUAAUAAUAAUUUAAAUUCAAAUAAUAAUAAUAAUAAUAAUUCAAAUAUAUCUACUACAACUUCAUCAUCAUUACCAAAUUCACCUCCUUUGGGUUGUUGUUCAUCAUCAAAAAAAUCAAUAUUAGAAAAAAUUGUUUUAUUAAAUAAUCACUAUAUUUUAAAAAAAUUUACAAAAUCUUUAAUUAAUAAUGAUUAUUCAAAUGAAAUUAUUAUUUAUUUAGUUUUACAAAUUAUUAAAUUUCAAUUGAAAUUACCAUUUUCAAUUGUUUAUUCAUUGUUGGAUCAAACUAGAUAUCAAGUAAUGAAUUACUUUUUUAAAGAAUAUAAAGAAUUAAUUUUAUACUCUUGUAAAAAUAGAAUUGGUUUAACAUUGGAUCCUGAUAAUGGUACUAUCGAUCAAUUGUUUAUUAACUUCAAAUAUCAAUAUUAUUAUAGUGCAGAGAAAAUGGUUACAUCAUUUGAUACAUUUGAAAAGUGUCAAGCGUUAUUCCUUCAUUUUGGCUCACCAAAUUAUUUGGUAGAAUAUUUAAAAUCAACUCACAAAGAGGGUUCACCAUUAAUUCAAUUAGAUCAAGCAAUUAUAAAUAGAAUUUUUGAAUAUUCAAAUCUUGAUCAAUUUUUAGAAAUUUCAAAACAUUUAUCAUUUAAAAAUCAAUCGAAUCAAAAUUCAACAACAACAACAACAACAACAACAACAACACCAACAACAGCAGUAACUACAACAACUACGACUACAAAUGUUAUGGUUAAUAAUAUUGAAAAUCAAAAUAAUAAUAAUAUUGAUAAUCAUAAUAAUAAUUAUAAUCAACAAUUUAAUAAUAAUAAUGAACAAUUAAAUGAAAUUUUUGAAAAUGUUGAAGUAAUAAUUGGAGAGAAUGAAGGUGAUAUUAUGGAAACUGAAAGUUUAGAUAGUAAUAAUGGUAUAACCUAUUCAAAUAUUGGUGAUAUUAAUGAUGAUGGGGAAUUUGAAACCAUAGCAAUAUUAAAUAAUUCGAUAACAUUUAAUAGAUUGGAUAUUAUAAGUCAUUUAUUAAGUUCAGAUUUAUUAUCACCUUUUACAAUAAUGAAUUAUUUAAUUUCAAAAGAUAAAUUAUUUAUGAUUGAAAAUAUUAUUAUCAAUUUUAAGAGUAAAUACUUUUCAAAUCCAAUCGAUAAGAAAUUAAAUCUUGUUCAUUUAUCAAUUUUAAAUGCAUCAACAAUUGGUUCAUUUAGAUUGAUUGAAUCUCUAUAUCCAGAAUAUAAUAAUAAAUUUAUUAUUGGUAGAUCAAUCAUUAAUCUAUUGGUUCAAAAAGAUAGAAACAAUGAUAAACUUAUUUAUCUUCAUAGAAAAGGUCAUCUAUGUAAUUUGGAUUAUUUAAAUCAUAAAGUUAAAAGAGUAAAUGGUACCCUAACUAAAUUGGUUUUUCCUCCAGAAAUUUCAAAAACAAUAACUUCAAUCAUUCAAUCUCAAUCAAUAAAAAAAGAACCUGAUAAUUUAGAUAAAAAAAAAUUAAAAAAAAGAUCAAAAUAUUGA
Molecule: messenger RNA, 3462 nt
Organism: Dictyostelium discoideum AX4
Lineage: Eukaryota; Evosea; Eumycetozoa; Dictyosteliales; Dictyosteliaceae
Exons: 1
Coding region: 1-3462 (1153 amino acids)
Source: RefSeq, a predicted model, not a curated record